GAAGAGUAACUACAAGGCGAUGUCAAGCAGAGAGGGGGAGAGAAGAGAAGUUCUCCAUCUUCAGCUGCACAACUCGCCCUCACGUUUUGUCUCCCCCAGAUACCGAGAAUGGACAAGGUGAAGUUCACCCCGUCGGCCCUGACCAGUACCCGCGGCGCCCUGCACAUGCUGCAGGUGAUCAUGUGUGUGUUGACCUUCUUGGUGAGCGCCAUCUGGAGUCAGCCGAACCACACCUACUGGGUCUACUGCAUGGUGAUUUGGGCCUUGUGUCCACUCCUGACCCUCUUCAUCACGGUGAUAGAAAUGCUGCUCAUCCACAAGCUCAUCCUGCACUUGUGCAUGGACUGGGACGACUUCACCACCGGCAUGGCCAUGAUGUCCUCUCUGACCACAUUUUCCUGCGCCGUCAUUUAUGGCAACUUCUACGCCCGCAGGAAGCUCAUUUGGGGUUGGGGGGUGACCAUUCUGGCGGUCAUCUCCUGCGUGCUCUACUGCAUCGAAACCUUCCGGGACAAGCGGGACGCCACUCGAUCGGCCACUUACGUCGCGGCACUUCCGGGCUUCCUGAAGAUCCUCGAGGCCUUCGUCAGCUGCAUCAUUUUCGUCUCUCUGAUCGGCUACGUCGGGAAGCCCGCGCUGCAGUGGUGCAUCGUGGCCUACGCCAUCCCGUUUCCAAUAAUCCCCAUCAUCAUCAUCACCAACAUCAUGACCAAGCUGAAGAAGUGCCUCCCGUUCAGCAUUGACAAGCUGGUCAUCAUCUUCCUGAUCAUCUCGGUGCUGCUGUACGCCUCCGCCGCCAUCCUCUGGCCGCUCUACAGCUUCCGGGGCAACCCGAAGCCCAAGGACUGUCCAGGAAACAGCUGCAUCUGGAGCAUCCAGUUCAUCGUCACCUUUAUGACCUACGUCAACCUGCUCUUCUUCAUCCUCGACCUCGUCUUCACCUGCCUGGGCAUGUGCGGCUUCAAACGGUCUUGA
Colossoma macropomum (tambaqui) is the source of this 975-nucleotide messenger RNA. RefSeq names its product myeloid-associated differentiation marker-like protein 2. The transcript has 2 exons. Gene Ontology annotation, cellular component: membrane. NCBI's taxonomy places the organism in Eukaryota, Metazoa, Chordata, Actinopteri, Characiformes, Serrasalmidae. The record is from RefSeq and is a predicted model, not a curated record. The coding region runs from base 109 to 975 and encodes 288 amino acids.